AAAAUAACAUGUAAAUUAUAACAAUUUAAAGCAGAAAAUACCUAUUAUAAAGAAAUAUACAAACAAAUACAUCUCAAAACCUAAAAUGUAACUAACAGUUAAAAAAAAAAUUGUAAAAGCAACGAAUGGAUUGAAAUAUUGAAAUAGUUCCUCAAACUGGGGGACUUAUGAUAUAUGAAUGGAAAUGAAUACAAAUCUUGAAGAGUGGAACUUUCAGAUGGAAGAAUUGCUGGAACCUAAUUAUUUUCCAGAUCCUGUGAUUUUUAGGGAUAGUUCAGAAAAUUUAAAAAUAUACAAGGAGGAGCUAAAAGGUAAUCUUAAAACAAAUAAAACAACUUUUAAUGUUCUUGCGCCAUAUCUAGAGACUGUUUAUAAAGAUCAAAAGAAAGCCCUAAGUGAGUCUGCAAAGAAUCUCACGUUCUCUGCAAAAUCAAAAGAAGCAAAACUUUUACUGUGCGAUAAGAAAACUAAAGAUCAAUACAAAAGCAACAGGCAUGCACAGAUAUUAGAACAAUACGAAAUGAUAGUAUCUAUUCAUGAAACUGCAGACGUAUUGAAGAACUUACUCAGAGCUAACACCGUCGUGUCAUACCUCGUUAACACUGACAGGAAUGAACUCUACCAAAGUCCCAGGUAUGUAAUAUCCUCAAUGGAUACGCUAACGUGGAGAAUUGAUUCUGGAUCGACGAUGGCAGCUUAUGCUGCAUUUACAAAACAAUAUAUUAUAUCUAAUAAUGUCCUCUCAGAUGCCAGGUUUCCUCUUGGCCUAGGCUUUCCUGGUAGUCUGAUGAAAUAUGGACUUUGUGUACCCAUUAAAACAACCGAUGAAAAAGUUGUCGCCGUUUAUGAACUUGCAAGGGAUGCUUUUGCAGCCGAGUUUGAACCCACAGAUAUUCAGAUGGUGUUGACCAUUACAGGAUGGAUGGGCUUUGCUAUUCAGUACCAUAGUCUCUGUACUGAUCUGAUGCAUAGACUUCAGCUGGGAGACUAUCUUCUUCAACUGACAGAUCACUACCAUGGAGGCCAUGCAACACUCUAUGAGACACUCUCUGCAAUUGUAACAUUUGCUAAACACACAGUGUCUGCAGAGAUCUGUAACUUCUACCUGGUGGAAAAGGGGUCUCAAGAAACUAUGACUAUAGAAGAAUACAACCAAGACAGUGAGAACUCGCUUCUCAAAAGAAAAAGAAAGAAAAAUGUUGUUCAAGAUGAUGGAUCUUAUCUAAGUCAAGUUGUCUUCGGUAAAGUAGUUGUAAACAAAUAUGAAACCCAGGUAGAGAUUGUUUCACACUCGGAUCGGAUCAAAAUCAGGUCUAUAUUAUGUGUACCCAUCAUCUGUAAAUGUGGCGAAGUGAUAGGUAUAAUACAGUUAACAAAUAAGAAAACGGCGUUUAAAUUUGACAAGUAUGAUGAAGAUAUAGUACAAAUGUUCUGUGUAUUUUUUGCCAUAAAUCUCAACACAAACAUGCUUCAAGAAUGUGAAAAGAGGUAUAUGUUUCAAAACAGCGUUAAUCGUGAAAUGCUACUUUAUCAUAUGAGUCCCUGCAAUCAUGACCACAGUUUGAUAAAAAAGCCUUUGGAAAAUUUACCAAAUGACAUUCAUUUGAUAACUUGGUUCCCUCCACAGGAUUCCAAAGGUAUAUUGCCUCAUUUAACACUACACAUGUUUCAUGAGGUCCUUGGAGAAUCUUUCAUGUUGUUGAACGAUGUGCAAGAAUUCAUUUUAACCGUGCGUGGGUGUUACAGGCUAAAUCCAUAUCACAAUUUUGCCCAUGCCGUAAAUGCUACUCAUAAAAUGUCACAUCUCCUUAAACAUUAUAGUGGUAUGUUCAGUGGAUUGGAACGUCUAAGUUUGAUGAUUGCCAUUCUUUGUCAUGAUGUUGAUCAUCAGGGAUACAGCAACAGCUUUGUCAAAUUGACAGACCAUAAUUUUUCAAAACUGUACGAAACAUCUCCCAUAGAAAAUCAUAUCUUUGCAGCUACAAAGAUUAUACUGGAAAAGCAUGAAAUGCUUAAAUAUCUAAACAGUAGUAUCUACAAUAAAUUACUUUUAGAAGUCUAUGAGUGCAUUAAAGCCACUGACUUGUCCAGCUACUUUCAGAGUAGAGUCAAACUAUUGGGUCUCGCAGAAGAAAACAUUUUAAAUUUAAAACAAAAUGAUCACAGACGAUACAUAAAAAAUAUAAUGAUGAUAUCAUGUGACCUCAGUGAUCAAAUCAUGCCUUUUCCCGAUUGUAGAAAAUUAACUGAGGAAUAUUAUGAAGAAAUGUUUUGUCAAGGUGAUUUACUAAAGAGGAAAAAUCUUACACCGAUGCCGUUUAUGGAUAGGUCUCAAAAAGACAUGAUUCCUGAAAAUCAAAUUCAAUUUUUGUUGGUUGUUCUGCUUCCAAUGCUCAAGAAAAUGUCUCAGAUAUUUGAAAUAUUCACCCCAUUAGUAUCUAAUGGCAAGGAAGUUGUCAAGCAUUGGCAAACGCUGAUAGAAAUUAAACACCAAGACACCUGGAGGCCUGAAGAAUCUGUACCAAAAGCACCAACAAGCUUGAUGUGAAUUCUUACCUAAUUAAUAUUAUUAUCUGCUUC
Macrosteles quadrilineatus (aster leafhopper) is the source of this 2580-nucleotide messenger RNA. Its product is annotated as cAMP and cAMP-inhibited cGMP 3',5'-cyclic phosphodiesterase 10A-like. Lineage: Eukaryota; Metazoa; Arthropoda; Insecta; Hemiptera; Cicadellidae. The transcript has a single exon. The record is from RefSeq and is a predicted model, not a curated record. Gene Ontology annotation, molecular function: 3',5'-cyclic-nucleotide phosphodiesterase activity; protein binding. Gene Ontology annotation, biological process: signal transduction. Bases 179 to 2548 code for a protein of 789 amino acids.